AUGAUCCGCCAAAAGUCCAGCCAAUGGCUGGGGCUGAGAUUGCAGUCGGAGCUUGAACCACCCUCCGAACUGCAGCGGGAACCGGAGAAAGAUUUCAGCUCAGUGCGUGAAUCGGCCACGAGGAUGGGAACGGGUGUGCGAACCGAGUCGGGAACAGUCGCCUCCAUGGAAGUGGACGACGAUCCUGGAGCCGGCUUGUUCCCGCAAUUAGGGCCUGCUGAAGCCCAGCCUCGCCUGCAUUGCUUGUACGUGGUCCUUGAUAUAGAGACUCGCGAAGGACCACGGACAGCACAGCUCUGCCUUCCCCAAUCCGCUUUCUCUCCGCAGCCGCCGCUGCCUAAGCCUCGGAUCUGCAUGUGGAAGUACCUGGACAUCCAUUCUAUGCACCGGCUGGAGAAGACCACCAAUGCUGAGGAGAUGAGGGAGGUGCUGGCUGAGCUGUUGGGGCUGAGCUGUCCUGAGGAGAACCCACGGGAGGCCAUCACCUUGGACCUCUUCUCCCAUGCACUCAUCUUCUGCCGCCAGCAAGGGUUCUCACUGGAGCAGACAUCAGCAGCUUGUGCCCUGCUCCAGGAUCUCCACAAGGCCUGUGUUGCAACCCCUUUGGGCAACGUCGAAGAAUGUUACUGCUACUUCACCAGUGUACUUUUUUGCCAUGGAGUCAGGCGGCCUCCCUUCAGCAUCGACCUUUUUAAUGAGGAACAGCUGCUGGCCCUAUCAGACUAUGUGAUCAACACCUACUUCCGCCACUUCAAGCUCUACAAAUACGUUUUCACACCACAGGUGCGGCUGGAUCUGUCUUUGACUUACUUGGGGCUGCAGCCACCCAAGCUCUGGCCAGAGGAGAAAGAAGAAGGCGAAGAGGCAGAAGAGCAGGCAGUCACCCCGCAAGAGCAGGAACCGGAAACAGUGGCCCAGCCAGAGCAAGAGUCAAGUCAAGUCUCCACCCUCCAAGCUUUCAUCAAGACCCAGCUGAACAAGGAGCUGGGAAAGCUGCGACAGGUAGUGGAGGAGCAGCUCAUGGCCAGCGAAGAAAGGCUCAACAGCAAGUUGGCCGCCUUGGAGCGGCCCUACCACCUGCCCCCGGGGAAAGGCAAGAACAAGACCAAGUGAUCCCCAGCAUUUUCCCCAAUAAAGGCCUGAGCCAGCCCUACCCCCACA
This is a messenger RNA of Loxodonta africana (African savanna elephant), 1161 nucleotides long. RefSeq names its product cilia and flagella associated protein 119 (gene CFAP119). NCBI's taxonomy places the organism in Eukaryota, Metazoa, Chordata, Mammalia, Proboscidea, Elephantidae. The coding region runs from base 1 to 1113 and encodes 370 amino acids. The transcript has 9 exons. The record is from RefSeq and is a predicted model, not a curated record.